Molecule: messenger RNA, 699 nt
Organism: Fomitiporia mediterranea MF3/22
Lineage: Eukaryota; Fungi; Basidiomycota; Agaricomycetes; Hymenochaetales; Hymenochaetaceae
Exons: 1
Coding region: 1-699 (232 amino acids)
Cellular component (GO): intracellular membrane-bounded organelle
Molecular function (GO): phosphatidylinositol binding
Source: RefSeq, a predicted model, not a curated record
AUGUCAAGCUUGCAUUCCAAGUCCUCAACCAAGGCGGCGGGCGUACCCCUCUACCGCCGCCUCCUGUUCCCCGACCUCUCUCCCACAGUGGCCCCUCCGCCCAUUCUUCCCCGUGCGUCACCCGAACUCAACGCAGAGCUCUACGACUUUAUUGCUCUUGCACUCCGUGCAUACAUAACACCGUGGUGGUCCAAGAUUACCCGCUACGAUAGCGAGUUCAUUCCACAUGUCGCGUCGGUCAUUGUCGAGGUCAUUCGUGUGCUUGUAUCCCGCCUCGAAGCAGCUGGCAUCGCUCAACUCGUAUAUGGCGCAGUACCGACAGUAGUUGAGCAGCAUUAUGCAGACUAUCGUGCCGCCGCAUCAAAAGUCGGUUCUGCAUACGCGUCAGGCGGGUCCGCGCCGCUCGAGUCGUUAUUCCACCAGCAUCAGAGUCAUAUGGGCAUUGAUGCCGAUGGGAACAUCGACGCAUCAUAUAUUCGACAUCUGUUAGACCUCAUUCUGCAGGCUUGCCUGCCCAUGGAAGACCAGGAAUCCGACGCCGAGCGGACAAUAAUCCGAGAAGUGAUCGCCAAGGUGAUUCUCAAGGAUGUUGUCCCGAUGCUCAGCCAGCCGUGGUUCAUACACAAGCAGAUGUUGGACCAGCUGCGUUCUGGUCAUAAGGAUGCGGUUGCCAGCUUGACAAAGGUGCGACCCUUCUAA